AUGCUGCCGCUCUACCGUCGCGUGCUGGUCCGCGCGUGCUCGACGCUACCACCUGCGCCCGAGGUCCUUGCGCCCAAGAACUAUGGCGACUUCAACACGCUCGCUGCGGAGCUGCGCGCGAUCGCCAAGGCGCAGGCCAAGAAGCGCGUCGAGAUGCCUGACACGCUGCUGCUCAAGAGUCUCGAGCGCAACGAUCUCAUCCACGCCAUUCGAAAGAAGCACGGUGGGUUCGUCGCCGUGGCUCAAAAGCUGAGCUUGCCCAUUGUGACCAACGCUACGGGCACCGAGGUGCAUAAAAAGCUGGCGGUGCGCCAAAAGCGACGACGCGCGCGGCUCAUCGACCUCAAGAAACACAACGUAUUUUAA
Molecule: messenger RNA, 366 nt
Organism: Saprolegnia parasitica CBS 223.65
Lineage: Eukaryota; Oomycota; Saprolegniomycetes; Saprolegniales; Saprolegniaceae
Exons: 2
Coding region: 1-366 (121 amino acids)
Source: RefSeq, a predicted model, not a curated record